CAGCAGGCGGGGAGGGCCCACCACCAGCCGCCAUUCUCUCCUCGAUUUCCCUCCACCGUCGCCGCCAUGCCAUUCUCCCCUCCGUGCCUGGACCCCGCCGCCGCCGCCGCCGCCUCCCUCUCCUUCCUCCCCGCCGCCGCCGCGAGGCCACCGGCGCCAUGCGCGGUGGCGCCGCGCUCGCGCCGGGCGCUGAGGGUGGCGGCAUCCGUGGCCACGGCCCCGGAGUCGGCGGCCGCGCAGGGGCGGCUGGAGUCGCUGAGCCAGGUGGCCGGGGUGCUGGGCACGCAGUGGGGCGACGAGGGGAAGGGAAAGCUCGUCGACAUCCUCGCGCAGCGCUUCGACAUCGUCGCACGCUGCCAGGGUGGAGCUAAUGCUGGGCAUACUAUAUAUAAUUCAGAGGGAAAGAAGUUUUCAUUACAUCUUGUUCCAUCAGGUAUCCUCAAUGAGAAGACAAUGUGUGUAGUUGGUAAUGGAGCAGUAGUUCAUCUUCCUGGGUUCUUCAAAGAAAUUGAUGGGUUAGAAUCAAAUGGAAUUUCCUGUGAAGGAAGAAUUUUAGUAUCAGAUCGUGCCCAUCUUUUGUUUGACUUUCAUCAAACUGUUGACGGGCUCAGAGAGGUAGAGCUUGGAAAUUCCCUUAUAGGAACAACAAAGAGGGGAAUUGGGCCAUGCUAUUCAAACAAAGUUAUAAGGAAUGGACUUAGAGUCAGUGAUCUGCGGCAUAUGGAUACAUUUGGUGCUAAACUCAAUACCUUGCUGAGAGAUGCAGCUCUGCGCUUUGAAGGAUUUGAAUACAGUACCAAGACCCUUAAAGAGGAGGUUGAGAAGUACGAAAAGUUUGCCGAGCGUCUAGGACCUUAUAUUACUGAUACCGUGCACUUCAUGAAUCAAUCAAUCUUGCAGAAUAAGAAAAUAUUGGUUGAAGGUGGUCAAGCCACCAUGUUAGACAUUGACUUUGGUACUUACCCAUUUGUUACUUCCUCGAGUCCCUCAGCUGGUGGUAUUUGCACUGGCCUUGGUAUUGCUCCUAGAAGUAUCGGUGAUCUCAUUGGAGUGGUAAAAGCUUACACAACCAGGGUAGGUUCUGGCCCAUUCCCAACAGAGCUGUUGGGUAAGACUGGUGAUUUGCUCCGCGCUUCUGGAAUGGAGUUUGGGACAACGACAGGUCGACCGAGGCGCUGUGGCUGGCUUGAUAUAGUUGCACUCAAGUACUGCUGCCAAAUAAACGGUUUCUCAUCUUUAAAUCUGACCAAACUCGACGUGUUAACUGGCCUCAAGGAAGUAAAGCUGGGAAUUGCAUAUUGUACUGAAGAUGGUAAAGAAAUUGAAUCAUUCCCUGCAGACCUUGAUCUUCUGGAGAAAAUUAAGGUCAAAUAUGAGGUUCUACCUGGGUGGGAGGACGACAUUUCCUCUGUACGAAACUACAGCGAUCUCCCAGAGACUGCUCGUUUGUACGUGGAGAGGAUAGAAGAGCUGGUUGGUAUCCCAGUCCAUUACAUCGGCGUAGGACCAGGGCGUGAUGCUCUCAUAUACAAAUAGGGGGACUUCAGGAAGCACGUAUCCUAUCAAAUUCGUUGUUUAGGGCAAUACCAAUUUUGUUAUUCCCUAAUAAGAAAGACACUGGUUGAUUGGACUGUAUAAAGGCCUGGAGGGUGUAGGAAUUCCAAAAUCUUUUUUUGCCCUAACAAGAUUAAAUACGGUCCCCGCUGCUGUCCAAUGGAUAUUCUUUUUCUAGCUAUUGUCAAUAUAUUAGUGGAAUUUUGAGCACGAUAAAAUGAGAGCCGGAUAUGGGAGCUACCGGCUACAGUCAUAUUUAAGGCCAAUUAGAGGACGACUUACAUACAUCGAUGAUUUUUCCUAUCGACGUUCAUAGCUCAAACAAACACGAGUGCAAGUUCUUCACGUA
This is a messenger RNA of Oryza sativa Japonica Group (Japanese rice), 1903 nucleotides long. The record is from RefSeq and is a predicted model, not a curated record. NCBI's taxonomy places the organism in Eukaryota, Viridiplantae, Streptophyta, Magnoliopsida, Poales, Poaceae.